AUGGACAGCCGGGGCUACGCCUAUGAAAAGGUGCCGUCCCAUCCAGACCCGGAGCUCCCCGCGCACACGCGAUCAUUUUCCAAGAAGAGGACACAUGGCACCACACUAUUCCACGGCCAAUGCAAGCUCGCUGGUCAUUCGAUUCGUUUGAAGUCGUACAGUUCAGGUGAUCUCGAAGCUUUGGUCAACACUGUUAACGAGGAGGAUCUCGAGGUUACGUCUCGGGCUCCAGUGCCAAUCCUUCGUUACUACAGGGCGACUGUGUCCGUGAUCAGCCAGCGGAUGCCAGAGAUUCGAGUGAAUUCCGAAGGCAGCUAUGCAAUUUCAGCGGACUUUGUUUUGGCAUCGGUGCUGCUUACUGUGUUGCUAUGCUUUAUAGGGCCCGUUUUCGUGCCUGUAGCAGUCGCUGUAUGCGUCGUGUCGGAGACCGAGCAACGACGGUGGCACGAUUGGGUGGUGCAACCUUUGCUCAUUGGUUUGGCAAUGUAUCUCUUGUGGACCAUGGGCCAAGCAGUUCACAAGAAGGAAACGUUACGCGAGUUCAGGAAUAUUCAAUACUCAAUGCUUGAGCUUUGCGGGCCGUUUCUCUGCUACUUGAUCAUCUCUCUAUCGUUCAUGGCUGAUGUGUGUCAGCGCUGCAUCGAGUUGGGUGCCGGCCAAAUGAUCUUGGACGAGAUGCAUGAAAUCAGAGAGCAGCAAGACUUCGUCUUUAAGACCAAUACUGAGACGGAAAGCAGCGCGGAGCCUGUGUCACAGGACGACCUGAACAGCCAGUUGCAGGAGCUUGCUUUCUACAUGGACAGGCAUGUUUGUGGACUCAAUCACAUUCGAUGUAGGCUGUUGCAGCAGUAUCCAAGAAAGCUCACGAGCGAGUUCAUGAAAGCCAUGAUGCGCAUGCUGGUUGUUCCAGACGACGACCCUUGUAGCAGGACUGCUGUUGCUGUUCCAGAGCCAUUACACUUUGUCUUGUCUGCAUUUGACUCGGCACGUGCCUUGUUACAACAACGGCUCCGGGAGGCGGCUCCAGAGCGUAUCCCACCGCAGUGGCUGGCCGUGUUCAUGAUCUGCGCCCUGGUUCCCGCGAUGCUUCCAACACUGCACCGAUGGCUGAAUGGCAACCAUGACAUUUUUUCAUCCAAGCAUGAUGGAGUGUGGCGUUGCCAGCGCGCAUACAUGUUCAUGAUGUUCUUUGCAUCGUGGCACCUCAUCAUCUCGUGUGCGAAUCUCAUCGACAGCUUGAGCAAGCUUCAGCUUGCCACACUUGCCAAGUUGUACAUGUCCGCACCUCGCAAGCGUCGCGCUGUGUUAGCAGACACAUACAAGCACAAUUUUGAUCACCUGGUUCUCAUCCCUAGUGAGAGCCCCGGCGAUCUCAGUCUGGAGGACGAGGCUCGCAGUGACCCGGUGCCUCUGAAAGAUGUGGAAGAUCACGAAGAGAAGAUGUUGUCCCGGACUAUUUCGCAGGGAUAUGGGCACCUGCGAUAUGUGGUGUCAGGAAGCUCCUGGCGGGUGAUGCAGCUUGAGUAUGUAUCUCAUUUGGCUUCCGAUCGCGCUGAUCGCAUCUCAGCGCCGGACAUGGAGUCUGCGGAAGCUCCGGAUGAUGAGUUGAACUCGUUUUCCUUCCUUGCAGCACGCAAGUUUUCCUUGCUGCAAUUAUUGAUGAGAGCAGAUUGUGUGGUGUUGGAGAUGAAGUCUCAAAUCAUUCUUAUGCUCUUGUCUUUGAUACUUGUGUCUUGUGGACUGAUUCUUGUCUUUUCAGUCUUCUUCCACAGCCAGCGCGGCGUCAUGCUCUUCUUCUGUUGUGUCAUGUUUCCUGUGAUUCUGAUUGUCAUCGUCACUAUCAUGAACCAGUUGGUGGUGCUGGACAAUCACCUCUUCGAAGACACGGUCAAGAUUCUGCAGUGUUGGAGAAUGCGCCUGGAGCGAUUAAGAUUCUCAGCCACUCUUCACAUCCACACCUCCGCCGAGCGAACAGCCCUGGACGGUUUCCUCAGCAGCCUCCCAGCUGUCAUUAGCUGUGCUUGUCUGUUUCCGGUAGUUGGGAUUACCUCUUCUGGGGUUCUACAGCUCGAGAUUGCUUGUGUGGUUCAGCUGGCAUGA
This is a messenger RNA of Symbiodinium sp. CCMP2592, 2100 nucleotides long. NCBI's taxonomy places the organism in Eukaryota, Dinophyceae, Suessiales, Symbiodiniaceae. The record is from the annotation of a GenBank genome assembly.